CUAAAACAAAAGAAUUAAAAAGUACUAUUGAUUUUAACCAACUGGAUUAUGUCGAGCGGACACGGAGUUUUCUUCUAAGCUUCCAAAAUUUCUUUAGUUAGUCAAAAAAUGCGUUCAUUAAACAAAUUGGGCAGCCCUUGUUUCUCCGACACGCAGUACAACCUUAGAAGCACAUGUCAAAUACCUUCUUCCAAAUCAAAAAAAAAAAAAAAAAAACUCUUAUUUAGAUACUUGCAAUCUCUCAUUCAAUCAAACCAUUUUCAUUUCAGAUCAGUCAGUCAUUUUGCCUCGUCAUCCACGAGAAACCACCACAUUUCCUUCAAUAUGAGAUUCAGACACCAUCCCUAUCAUAGAAAAAUUUAUUAAAAAAAAAAUCAUCCCACUCCCAAGUCCCAACCAUUUAAGUAGAAGAAGAAAAAAAUCCUUAGCCCAUCAGUGAGAGACCAUACCGAUCGAUCCAAUCUAAAACAUCAAAUAUCUCCCAUCAUUUUCCAACCCUUCUCAAAUCUCAACCCACAAACAACUACACUGUACCAACCAUGGAUUCUUCUUCUUCUCCAACUGAUGUUCAUCAACCGCUCUUGCAAAAUUACAGUGACUCAAAUGUUCAAACCUCUAACAAUCAUCAUCAUGUAACCAGCGAUGAACUGGAGAUUACACUGACGAGUUCCGAGCUGACAUGGAUGCAACGUUACCGGGCGGCGACUUGGAUCGAAGCCAAGUACCUGUUCUAUCUCGCAGCUCCGGCAAUUGUUGGCUACCUCAUCAAUUACUUCAUGUCUAUGUCCACCCAAAUCUUCUGUGGUCAUCUUGGCAAUCUCGAACUCGCUGCCAGUUCACUUGGUAACACUGGGAUUCAAAUUUUCGCUUUCGGCCUAAUGCUUGGAAUGGGAAGUGCAGUGGAGACAUUAUGUGGGCAAGCAUUCGGGGCAAAGAAAUACGAUAUGCUGGGAGUUUAUCUCCAACGAUCAACAAUCCUGCUCACCGUAACCGGACUUGUUCUGUCUCUGAUCUACAUCUUCUCCAAACCGAUCCUCAUCUUCCUGGGCCAAUCGCCGGAAAUCUCAUCGGCGGCGGCCAUCUUCGUGUACGGCCUAAUCCCACAAAUCUUCGCCUACGCCGCCAAUUUCCCAAUCCAGAAAUUCCUGCAGGCACAGAGCAUCGUGACCCCGAGCGCGUACAUCGCCGGGGCAGCGCUGAUUCUGCAUCUGGGUCUGAGUUACAUCGCGGUUUACAAAUUUGGGUUGGGAUUAUUGGGGGCCUCCUUGGUUCUGAGCGUGACCUGGUGGUUGAUUGUUGUGGGUCAAUUCGUUUACAUCAUCAAGAGCGAGAAAUGCAGAGAAACCUGGACCGGGUUCAGCUCUCAGGCGUUCACAGGGCUAUGGAGUUUCUUCAAAUUGUCAGCGGCUUCUGCGGUGAUGCUGUGCUUGGAGACUUGGUACUAUCAGUUUCUUGUUCUAUUGGCUGGAUUGCUACCUAACCCUGAAAUUGCAUUGGACGCACUCUCCAUUUGCACUACUGUUUCUUCAUGGGUUUUGAUGAUCUCUCUGGGAUUCAACGCUGCUGCUAGUGUUCGAGUAAGCAAUGAAGUUGGGGCUGGACAUCCAAAAUCAGCAGCAUUCUCAGUGCUGGUGGUGAAUGCCAUUUCACUUAUCCUCACUUUGAUUGCCGCUGUUGUCGUUCUUGCUUUCCGUGACAUCAUUAGUUACGCCUUCACCGAAGGAGAAACCGUGGCCGCUGCCGUCUCAGAUCUUACUCCUCUCCUUGCUUGGACCAUCAUUCUCAAUGGUCUCCAGCCAGUCUUGUCAGGUGUGGCUGUUGGAUGCGGAUGGCAAACCUUUGUUGCGUAUGUGAACGUGGGAUGUUAUUAUUUUGUUGGAAUUCCACUGGGUUCACUUUUGGGCUUCUACUUCAACCUUGGAGCUAAGGUGAGUUCAGAUUUGUCCAAUUUAGUACUACAACUAGUCAAGUUCAAGCAUAUAUACAUGUUUGGUUCUGUAAACCCUGUUGAUUCUAUCACUAGUGCGCAUAAUAUGACAGAGACCAUGAAUUAAGAGAGACAGAUCGAAUCAUAUCUGUUUUUCACGAUGAUUUUAACAAUUCUUGAUGGUGUCUAGUUACGGUUUCUUAACGUUUUUAAUCUACUGCCAAAUUUGUAGGGAAUAUGGUCCGGAAUGAUUGGUGGUACCUUGAUGCAAACAGUUAUUUUGCUGUGGGUCACAAUUCGAACUGAUUGGAACAAGGAGGUAAAAUGAUCAUCCCGCUAAUUGUCAAUUGAUUACUAUUUGGGACGGAGGGAGUAUAAACUAAUAGCGCUGUUAAUGAAUGUAACAUUAAUUUUCUUUUUAAUGCUUUUGCAGGUUGAAACAGCUUCUAGGAGAUUAGACACAUGGGAUGACAAGGAAGAAGAACCACUUCUCAAAUGAAAAAACUAAGUACAUUAACGGUUAAAUAUGUUUUUGUGUUGGACAUCAAUGAAGUCCUGAAGAAAAAUUAUAGGCUCAAGAAAGAGAAGAAAAAUCUUGAGAGUUUACCCUCAUCAUUCCCAUUGGUCAUGUUGAGAGGACAUAAAAUAACUAGGUUUUGAGCAUGAUUUGUUGUGGCCUAGCUACAUAAUUAGAUUUUUGGUUUCCACGAUUGUUUAAUUUUAAUUAAUGAGAAAUUUUGAUCGUUAUAUAUAUAUAUAUAUAUAGAUUUCUCUUAUCAAUUUUGAUUCGAGGGCAAGAAAAAAGAGUAAGUAGCUGUAAUUGAAUUUAUUUAUUAUUUUUCCCCUUUGUAAGUGUUCAUCACUUCUUAAACGUCUGAUUUGUUUUUCUUUUGUAGUUGCCUUAUUUAUAGUAGAG
Molecule: messenger RNA, 2843 nt
Organism: Oldenlandia corymbosa var. corymbosa
Lineage: Eukaryota; Viridiplantae; Streptophyta; Magnoliopsida; Gentianales; Rubiaceae
Source: the annotation of a GenBank genome assembly